This is a messenger RNA of Anopheles funestus (African malaria mosquito), 2405 nucleotides long. RefSeq lists its product as uncharacterized. Gene Ontology annotation, molecular function: ATP-dependent polydeoxyribonucleotide 5'-hydroxyl-kinase activity; polynucleotide 3'-phosphatase activity; double-stranded DNA binding. The record is from RefSeq and is a predicted model, not a curated record. NCBI's taxonomy places the organism in Eukaryota, Metazoa, Arthropoda, Insecta, Diptera, Culicidae. Bases 62 to 1774 code for a protein of 570 amino acids. Gene Ontology annotation, biological process: DNA repair. The transcript has 3 exons.
UUUGUUUACAUUCUCUUUCAUCGAAAGUUUCUUGUGCCGGUCUCCUCACGCAGUGCAAAAUAUGUCGAAAAUCCUGAAAGAAUGUAUUUUAAAACCCAUUUCUUCCGAACAUCCAGCCAUUCGCAUCAAUACGGAGCAAACGAUGGUUGGCCGCAGUCCGGAAACUUUAAUACAGGAUGCGAACUGUUCACGAAAGCAAGUAUGUCUGAAGGCGAAUCUAAAGGGUGGAUACGUGCUGGUUAAGCCACUUGGCUUAAAUCCAUCUGUGCUGAAUGGUCAGGAGCUGCAAAGGAACGUUGGGUACGAAGCGGUACAUGGCGAUACAAUCGAGCUGCUGCCAGGAAUGUACAAGUACGUGUUUGAGUUCAUUUACGAACCGACGGCAAGCCCGCAAGACUCAUCAUUGCCUAAAAGCAAACAAAACACCGGUGAAUCUAGCACAGAUUGGAAUCAUUCACAUCGCAAUAGUACCAGCAGCACCACGGGUAGCAGCAAACGAUCGCGAGACGAAGGUUCACCCAGUGAAGCUUCGUCGAAACGCUCCAAGAGCCGUACAGAACCAUCCCCAUCGGUAAAAGAGGAAUCCAAACCUAAACCUUCGUUGUCGCCCAGUACGGAAGACAAAUGGGAAUCGUUGGACGAUAAACUGCUUCACAUCUACACCAGUGCCGGUGUGUUGGCAUCGGAAAAGAUAGCUGCCUACGAUAUGGAUGGGACGCUUAUAAAGACGAAAUCGGGCAAUGUGUUCCCCAAAUCAAUCGACGAUUGGCAGAUCGCAUUUGCGGAGGUACCGGGCAAACUAAAGUCAUUGCAUCGGAACGGUUUCAAGUUGGUGAUUUUCACAAACCAAGCCGGUAUUGGUAAGGGAAAGUUGCGUAUCGAAGACUUUCGCCAAAAGAUCGAAGCGCUGGUGCGCAAGCUGUCCGUCCCGAUGCAGGUAUUCAUUUCUACCGGGUCAGGAAAAUAUCGAAAACCACGCACGGGCAUGUGGCAAACACUGUGCGACAGUAAAAACGCCGGUGUACCCAUCGAUCGAGCGCGUAGCUUCUACGUGGGCGAUGCAGCCGGUCGGCCAGAGCUGAAAAAACCCGUCAAACGAAAGAAGGAUCAUUCCUGUGCCGAUCGCCUAAUGGCGAUAAACGUUGGCAUUAGCUUCCUGACGCCGGAGCAACAUUUCCAAAAUUUGCCCGAUUCGUCCUGGACGAAACCGGAGUUUGAUCCGAAGGCAGUUUGUAGUUUGGCGGUGAAAGAAUCGUUACUCUCACCUGCCGGAACGUUGCUAACCAGUCCGGGUCAGGAGGUGAUCCUGAUGGUUGGUUUCCCAGGCUCCGGUAAAAGUCACUUCGCCCGUAAUCAUCUCGCACCGAAGGGCUACGAGGUGAUUAAUCGCGACACGCUCGGUUCGUGGCAGAAGUGUGUAACGCAUAUGGAGACGUGCCUCAGGCAAGGCAAAAGUGUCGUCAUUGACAAUUUGAGCCCGGAUGUGGAAAGUCGCAAGCGGUACGUGCUGGUGGCAAAUCGUUCGAAAAUCCCUGUGCGCUGCUUCUUGAUGGAUGUCAGUUACCAACAUGCACGCCACAACAACCAAUUUCGAGAGAUGACUGACCGUUCCCAUUCUACAAUCUCGGAAAUGGUGUUUAAUUCUUACAAAUCGAAAUUUCAACAGCCAACCCAAGCGGAAGGAUUCACCGAAAUUGUAAAGGUUAAAUUUGUGCCGAAUUUUAUUACCAAAAGCCAUGAAGAACUUUACCGGAUGUUUUUACUGGAUAAAUAGAGAGCAAAUGGAAUGAAAAGUUUGCAUCAUAAUUUGUUACGUUUACAGUAGCUUCUACCUACAGUUUAUUGAUUUCUUUUGAAAUAGAAUCAAACAGACAUUUCUACAAAUAAUUAGGGAUAUAAAAUUGCGUGUUUGAAUAUAAAAUUAAGAAUAAAAACAAUAUGCUAUUUUCAUCACAAAAUCAAAGAUCAAUCAUUUAGAGAAGAAAUGCAAUACAGUAGAACGUCGAUUAUCCGGGGUACUCGGGACCGUAAUGAUGCCGGUUAAUCGAUUUUCCCGGAUAAUAGUCCCUUAAAUAUCCAGGCUGUAUAUAAAUACAGUGGAGCGUAGAUUAUCCGGGUACCUUUUAUCCGGCUGUCCCAUUAUCCGUGCAGCUCGGAAAUGACAGUUCCGAAGGAGAAUUGACAUAUAAAAUGCAAAACCGAUGAUGGCAAGAAAUAAAAGCUUCAGUAGAGAAUGGUAUAAUUUGAAAAAACACAGAACAGAUUUACUAUGCAAAGUGUAAGUAAGAAAAUUAACGUCUAGCUUUUUAGAAAAAAAAUUCUACCCAUUACACACUAAACACUAAUAUUUAUUAAUAAAAAGAGUUGUGCCUAUUAUCCGUGAUAUCCGCUUAUUCGGCAAGGAC